UGUAGUUAUCUCCCUUGAACAAAAAUAUUUUGUUUGUUUAUUUUUCUAUUUUUCAGAUUGCGUCCGUUUAUAAGAUUUUGUCUUACAAAACACGAUAAUCGAACGGAUAUCAAGGAUACUAUAUAAACAGUAUCAGAGGAUGAUAGUUUACAGCUAUGAUGUUUAGUUAACAUUGAUAUAAAAGACUUGCUGCCUUCGUAAGAAAGAAAGUAAUGGGGAAUGGUAUGAAUAAGGUGUUACCUGGCCUGUUUGUUGGUAACUUCAGAGAUGCUAAAGACAGACAGCAGCUGACUGACAAUAAUAUUACACAUAUCCUAGCCAUACAUGACCAAGCUAAAAAAUUACAUGAGGAUAAGGAAUACCUGUGUAUUGUGGCCAGUGAUAAUUCACAACAAGAGCUAAUGCAGUUUUUCCCAGAAUGCAUUGAGUUUAUACACAACGCUCGUCUCAACAAUGGCAGUGUAUUAGUUCAUUGUCUUGCUGGCGUAUCUAGAAGUGUUACUAUUACUGCUGCAUACAUCAUGACAGUUACACCACUUGGAUGGAGAGAAGCUUUAAAUAGUAUACGAGGUGUACGCAAUGGUGCCAAUCCUAACUUUGGUUUUCAAAAACAACUGCAGAGAUAUCAGAACGAAAACUUACAAGAGGCAAGAGAAAAAUUAAGACAGAAAUUUCCAGAGACAGACAAUGACAAUGACUACAAGGAGUGCCAAAUUAAUUUGAAUGCAUUUCAGAAAUUUGUUUUAAAUGGAAGUCCUACAAAAGACGAUGGAUUAUACCCUCUACCCUAUAAUGCAUACAAAACAAAUAAUUCAGACAAAGACAGAAAAACAGAGUCCAAAACUAAGACAGAACAAAGUAAACAGGAAACUAGCAUGGAAACAAAGGGAGACAAUUCAGGAAAAAAUAUGCAUGCUAAUAUCUCCGACACCAAUAGUGCUUUAUCUCACAACAACGAUCUCCAAAAUAACCAGACAAAUAGAAAUAAAACUGUAGAUUUCGAUAGUUUGACAGAUGACAUUGAUGAGGCUUAUGCUUGUUUACAUGCAAAGAAAGUGCAAUAAGUUAUAUCAAUAAUUUUUUCAGGGUUUGGUUUUUUGAGGGGAAUUGGUAUAAUUUUUUUACUAACAUAGAUUUAAGGCAGUUUAGUUAUACCAAAUGCAAUGCACAAUUGUAUGAUGAGCUGUUAUUAUUUUUAUAAACUGUCAAACACUGAUAUAUUAUAUGAUGACAAACGGUUGUCUGUCUGUCCUUCCAUCAUCAAAUUAUUUUUGUGACCUGUCUGUCUGUCAAAGUACAUCUUGAGAUACAUUAUGUAACUCAAAUUCACUUCAAACCAAAAUUGAGAUAAAAACAUUACAGAAUGUUUGGUUCUGAUACCUUUAAGAAAAGUUAAUCUUCAAAAUUUACAAGUCUUCUGAUAAUUCAGGUUUGUUUCAGAAGAUCUUGCAGAAAUUUUGAUGUGAUGUUUUGUUCUAUGUAGACAAGUUUUAUUUUGGUUUUGAAUAUUUUAAGAUCAGUUGUUAUGAGACUUUAAUAGAUAACAAUUUAAAAUUUUGUAGCACCUCUCAGGUUUACUGUAUAAAAUUUUUACAAAUAUUUUAUAUGAUAAGUUCAAUAACUUUUGGUUUAGCUCCCUUUUGCUUUGGUUUUUUUUUCCGUUUAGGGUUAUCCGACUUUAUUUGUUAAACUGUUGACAGUUUUUAGUGUGUCUUGCACAAUUUCUAUUUUACUUUCAUCUAACAAUAUCUUCAGAUGCUGUUUUGGAGUUACUUAAAUUUAUAUGUGGAAAGAAUCAGGAGGGUGUGUGUGACAUGCACUGUCUUCUUUAAUCUGAAUUGUGAAAAAUAAAGUCACAUGUCAACAAAUAUUUAAAAAUAUGUCUAAAUUGAAGUCUGUAGAAUGAUAUAGUAGUCCAGGUUAUAAAAUAAGUUCUGAUAUAAUCAAUCCGUCCAACCUAUUUAAUGAAAUAUUGUUGAAAAUGCAAAUUAAUGUAUUAUAUAUAAUAUUACCAGUAUGUUUGAUGCAGGACAUUUGUCACUUGUCUAAUGUGUUAAAAACUAUGUGACCUCCAAAUGUGUCUUGGUAUGCUGGGUUUCGUUUUUUGGCAGGUGCAUUUACCACAGCUCCUAUUCAUAUGAUAUAUUUAAUCAUUAAAAAACAUAUAUCUCAUUGACACAUAUACCCCAAAUCUCCAUGUAUUGCUACAUUUAUUAGAUUACCUCUGUUAGAAAAAAAAUGGCAGUAUUCAUUGUUGUGUAAUGAUAUAUACCAAUAUUUCUAAUAAACAUUUAUUACAUUUAUCAUUGACACUUAGAUGAAUUUUUGUAGUUUCACAUGUCUUUAUAAUAAUUUAAAACCAGGAUUAGAAUAUUUCAUAUCAACAAUUAUGUAGAGAAUAGACUUUGAUGAUAAUAUACUUUUUGAUUGAAUUUGGUAUUGUAAAAUACCAUGAGUUUCUUCUGAAAUGUAAUAAUGGUUGUAAAAGAGGGGUGGAGGAUACCAAAGGGAUAUUCAAACUCAUAAUUGAAAACGAACUUGACAAUACCAUGGCAAAAACCAUAUGAAGUACAUUUUAUUUUGUCAAUUUAUGUUAUCUUACAUUGUAACUAAAAAGUAAUUAAUAUAUUGGACCCACCAUUUUUCAAACACUUCAGUAAUCAGUCACUGAUGUCAGUUUGGCAUUGUAGAAGCUUCAGUUAUCUGUGAUUUAAGGGGAUACCAAACAGAAAGGUGAUCCUGUGGUUUAAUUUUUAUGACUUUUGUGCUGCCUGCAAUGACAGUGGCAAAGUUAAGACAAAGGGAUCCUUAGAUUCUGUUUGCAUUGUCAAUGUUAAAGUUCAAUCUGUGGUACCGUUUUAGAUGCAAUCUAGGUUCAAAGUCUUUAAACAUCAAUAACCUUUUUUAAACAAUCAUGGAAUUUCAGGAAACUUUUACAGAAGCUUCUUCCUAAUCAAGAGAUACCAUCUAGAUAAAAAUUUAGAUUUUCCUCCCAUAUUUCCAGUAUUUACUAAUAAAUGGACUUUAUUUUUUUUGCAGUUAACAUUUAGAUACAGUUUGUGGUUAAAGAUUUUAAAACUUAAAUCAUUUUGCUAAACUUAAUUGUGAUUUUACGAAACUUUGUUAGAAGCUUCUUUAUAAUCCAGAGGCAGAGGUGUCAUCCAAAGCAACAUUUUGAUUUUUGAUAUUUUGUUUCCGUAUUUUACUGAUAAAUAGACUUGAUUUUUUUCUCAGUUAACAUUUUUACACUGAACGCAGGCCAGGCACCCAUGUGGCCCAAAACCUUAACCCUGUCUUAGAAAUUAGUUAUUCUUUGUUUAAUGUGUUUUUAAAUAGAUACAAAACUUUUUUAGUGUUAUUUAUAUGUGAUAUAUUUUAAUUUAUAUUUAAAAGAAUGGAAUAUAUAUAUAUAUAUAUAGAGCCAAAGCUUCAAGCAAUCAAGUUUUUAAACUGAUUAUUUUACUGGAUAUCUAUGCAACAUCUUUAAUGAGGUAUUUUUAUUUAUUAUGCAUUUUUAUGAAUGUAAAAUGACCUCAGGUUUACACAAAAUUGUAUUGAAUUGCAAUGUCAUUUAUUUUAGAGUCAUCAGCUUGAGUUAUAGAUGAAAACUAAAAAAUUAAAGAAAAGCAAAGUUAUUAAUGAGGAUUAUUUAGUCAAAGAUUUUUUUUGUAAUGAAUAUAACAAUAUCUGAAGUAACCAUCAUAGUUAAAUUAAAAUGAAUUAUAUAUAAAGCAGUAACUGUAAUUCAUAAAAAAAAAAUAAAUACUUCAACAAUU
This is a messenger RNA of Mytilus californianus (California mussel), 3776 nucleotides long. Its product is annotated as dual specificity protein phosphatase 22-B-like. NCBI's taxonomy places the organism in Eukaryota, Metazoa, Mollusca, Bivalvia, Mytilida, Mytilidae. Gene Ontology annotation, molecular function: protein tyrosine/serine/threonine phosphatase activity. Gene Ontology annotation, biological process: protein dephosphorylation. Gene Ontology annotation, cellular component: cytosol. The record is from RefSeq and is a predicted model, not a curated record. The coding region runs from base 213 to 1064 and encodes 283 amino acids. The transcript has 6 exons.